ACGCACAAUAAAAAACAUUCCACACUUCCUCCAUUCUAUUUCUUUUUAGGCAAGUAACAAGACAAGGGAAAUGUAUCGAUAUAAUUCACGUUUGGCUACACAACUUUGACAGGCUUUGACAUUUGGAUUAGUAAAGAAUUAGUUUAAAAAAUAUAUAUUUUGUACAAAACGUGAACAAAUAAGAUUGCUUUCGAUUGCACAGACUCGUGGCAGUGACAACUAAAAUCCUGCUAACUCUCUGUCCAUAACCUACUGCCUAAUUUUGUUAUCGGAUUUUGUGAAAGUUCUGCUGAUAUUUUUGUUAACAAAAUUGAAAGCAGACACUUAGAAAAUUUAUUUCACAUUUAGCUGCAUAUAUUACGGUAUGUUGCGGCGCGUUACUUCACGAUGCUGACAAUAGUGGCGCUGUUGCUUUGUGAAAAAAGUGCUUCGAUAGCUACGCAUGUGCUAAAAUUGUGCCGAAACGGUUCUUGGCCGUUAUAUCCUGCUUAUCCCCAUUAUACCGGCGUUUAUAAGCUAACUGGUGAAUUAGCGUUACAUGUGAUGUGAUAUCUAAGAUAUUAUUGAGACAAAAUAGGAUUCAUUAUUCAUGCAAGUCAGUCUUCGAUUAACGUAUGUGUUGCCUUAAUUAUGAUCAAAAGUUUUGAGGCUUCUUGGACGAGACUAAGAUAAUCAAUCGAAACAUUCCUUUCUCUUAUCUCCAUGGUAUUAUAUCAAAGCUAUUGAAAAGAACUGAUUGUGAUAAAUGAAAUCCACCGAAUGACAUAAUGGAACACACAAUUCCGUCCGAUAUUCUCGACGAUUUGAGCAGUCGAUUCAUCAUCAAUGUACCUGAGGAGGAGAGGAAAGACUUGGUACGAAUUUGCUUUCAAAUCGAACUGGCGCACUGGUUUUACCUUGACUUCUACUGCACGGAGGAGAAUCCCAAGCUGAAAUCAUGUAACAUGAAAGACUUCGCUACUCAUAUAUUCCAGCAUAUACCAUUCUUGAAACCACACGUGCAGCGCAUUGAUGCUGUGCUUGAGGAGUGGAAAGAGUACAAGCAGAAUGUGCCGACAUUUGGAGCGAUUGUGCUGAAUGAAGAUAUGACCAAGGUGUUGCUGGUGCAGAGUUAUUGGGCAAAAAAUAGUUGGAGCUUUCCAAAGGGCAAAGUAAACGAGGACGAGGAACCCCUGCACUGUGCCAUUCGAGAAGUGUUGGAAGAGACUGGCUUCGACAUAUCUAACCUGAUAGAUAAGAACGAGUACAUCGAAUCUGUAAUAAAUGACCAAAUAGUGAGAUUGUACAUUAUCUCGGGCGUGCAGAAGGACACGAAGUUCCAGCCGAAGACGCGGAAGGAGAUAAAGAAUGUCGAGUGGUUUGCCGUGGCGGAUUUGCCCAACACCAAGAAAGACAUGACCCCCAAAUUGAAAAUUGGCGUUGGGCCGAAUGCGUUUUUCAUGGUGGUGCCAUUUGUCAAACGGAUGAAGCGAUGGAUUCAGGAGAAACAGCAACGUGAGAGAAACAUCGUUACUGUCCGACGACAGAGGCAUAAAUCCUUGGGUGACGUCGAGUCGGUCUCGAAAAACAAACGACAAGCACUUUUCCAUCAUUUUUCCACUUGCCCGCCUCAAACCGAAGUCCCGGAUUUUAAGAUCAACCGUCAGUCGAACGUUUCUCCGGCUCGCAGUCGUCGCGGUGCACACGACAAUAAGAAAGACAGUGCGUCGAAAGUGGCAUUUAAACGAAAUCUAUUCGGAGAACAGACGGAGGAGGAGCAAGCGGGGUUUCCGGUUCUUGCUAAACAGCUGGUGGCUAGUCCCCAACCAUCGUUUCUAAUCGAUCCUGCGAUCCAAUCGAUUAAGUGCAAUGACUUCAACUACAAAGUGCAAUCCCCGGAGAAGGAAACGAAAGACUCGCGCAAGGAAAGCUUACCAGAGGGAAAUAUCAAGUCGUUGCUGUUCGGCGAAGCCGCGCGCAAAAUGCAACAAGAUAUGAAGACUAUUCCACCGCCCUCGUUCGUAAGUCUGGCACACGACGGCUCGCCACUUUUAACGAAGACUGCCAUGGACAAUCUAGAAUAUCUUAUUUUCGAAUUUCGCUCAAAAGCUUGGGACAAUUUCAAACUCGACAAACAAGCGAUACUCGUGAAUCUCGACUCGUUAUAUGCAGCAACUCGGAAAAGUGGAUUAAUGACGUAAUGAGAAACGAAAGUAUCGAUAUAUAUAUAUACUGAGCAGGAAUCAUAAAUUCUCAGUUUUUAUCUUCGCUCAUUGAAAUGAGCUGUACUGCAUAUUUGAAAUGUGUCAUUAUAUUGCCAUGGAUAAAAAAAGGUGCAAAAAAAGGAAAAAAAAAGAAAA
Molecule: messenger RNA, 2339 nt
Organism: Ooceraea biroi (clonal raider ant)
Lineage: Eukaryota; Metazoa; Arthropoda; Insecta; Hymenoptera; Formicidae
Gene: DCP2
Product: decapping mRNA 2
Biological process (GO): deadenylation-dependent decapping of nuclear-transcribed mRNA; nuclear-transcribed mRNA catabolic process, nonsense-mediated decay
Cellular component (GO): P-body; cytoplasm
Molecular function (GO): 5'-(N(7)-methylguanosine 5'-triphospho)-[mRNA] hydrolase activity; RNA binding; manganese ion binding
Source: RefSeq, a predicted model, not a curated record